AUGCCAAUAACGUCAUAUGCAAUGUCAUCAGUUGCUAUCCUCCUCACAAAGAUGUGUCUCUCGCAAGCUUUCCACCACUACCACCCCUUGUCAGCCAGGAGACCUACGUCAAUAAAGCACUUUGUGACUCUGGCAAUAACCAGUUCCUUUGCGAACACAAAUGGAUACCUGAGUGUUCAAGAUGCAAGGAAAUUUCCAGGUGCGGCUGGGCAGAGCGCUUUAGAACAGACUAGUGCGAGAAUCGGAAGUGAAAAUUGGAGAGAAAGGCGAAUUCUUGCAUGGACGAAUGCAUCUUGA
Messenger RNA from Amorphotheca resinae ATCC 22711, 297 nucleotides. RefSeq lists its product as hypothetical. The record is from RefSeq and is a predicted model, not a curated record. The transcript is spliced from 2 exons. Bases 1 to 297 code for a protein of 98 amino acids. NCBI's taxonomy places the organism in Eukaryota, Fungi, Ascomycota, Leotiomycetes, Helotiales, Amorphothecaceae.